Molecule: messenger RNA, 1427 nt
Organism: Diachasma alloeum
Lineage: Eukaryota; Metazoa; Arthropoda; Insecta; Hymenoptera; Braconidae
Gene: HemK2
Product: methyltransferase N6AMT1
Exons: 1
Coding region: 83-730 (215 amino acids)
Cellular component (GO): eRF1 methyltransferase complex
Molecular function (GO): protein methyltransferase activity; S-adenosylmethionine-dependent methyltransferase activity
Source: RefSeq, a predicted model, not a curated record
AACCGAUCCAGCAGAGUAACUCCUCUUUCCCAAAGAAAAAAAAUCAGAGAACAGAUUGAAUCAUUCGAAUAUCAUUUGAAAAAUGGAAACUCCAAUAGUCAAACUGUCUGAUCUCGACUCGGAAACUGUUUACGAGCCCUCAGAGGACUCGUUUCUACUGCUAGACAGUUUGGAGGCGGAUCUGAAUGAUUUUGAUAAGGUGAAGCCAAAUGUCUGCUUGGAGAUUGGCAGUGGCUCUGGAGUUAUCAUAACAGCCCUGGCAAUGGCAUUCAAACGAAAUAACUGGCCCGGUUUAUUUAUCGCUGUUGAUAUUAAUCCAGACGCUUGCAGAGUUACUAAGAAUACGAGUAUUAUAAAUUCAACGAGUGUAGAUGUCCUUCGAAUGGAUUUGGUAUCGUCACUGAAGGCUAAUCAUUUAAUCGAUAUAUUGAUAUUUAAUCCACCGUACGUUGUAACUGAUUCUUGUGAGAUUUCUGAUGAGAGACUCAUCAGCAAGACGUGGGCUGGGGGGAGGGAUGGGCGGGAGGUCAUGGAUCGAUUGUUUCCGUUGGUACCGAAGCUAUUGUCCAGUCGGGGGAUCUUUUAUUUGGUUGUUAUCGAGGAGAACAAGCCCAGUGAUAUCAUAGGUAUUUUUCAGGGGCUUGGCAUGGGUGGAGGUGUGGCUGGCGAGAGAAGGGUGCGUGGAGAGCACUUGUAUGUUCUUAGAUUUGUUAAGAAUUCAAAACAGUGAUGAUGUAGAAUAUUUUUUUAGGGAUUCGUUAGAAGGGGUGAGUCAGUAGUUGAGGGGAAUUUUUCAUGAAUAGCUUCAGAAAAAUUAUUUUCUGAGUGAAAACUCAUCAUGGCUCAGUAAAAUUAUUUUCCAUCACAAAAUGGGUUUUCAAGGAAUUCUGAAUUUCUGGGGAAUCUUCGAAGAUUGAAUGGCAUUUUUUCAGCGUUAAUUUUUUUCUGUAUUAUUUCCUACGAGAGAUAUUAAGCCGUACUGUUUAAAAUGGGACACCGUGUAUAGCAUGACUAGAACACGUAUGUCGUAUACGAAAAUAUCUGAAAAUCCUCCCGAACCGAUUGCAAAGUGAAAUUAACUCAUUUCGUUUUAACACUUCACUACUGACUUUUCCCAUGUGCAUUUAAAUGUUCGUAAUUCUAAUCUUUUCAAUAAUAGUCAUUCCCAAUAGUGAACACACAGAUAUUCUAUUUUUGAAUUUUCAUCCUUCUCUGUUUAUUGUACAUAAUUUUUCACAGAUUAUUUAUUUCCAUUUUCACGUUGACGUUACGAUGGAGUUAUGAUAUCUAUAACGUAUAAUGGAAAUGAUAUGUAAAUGAAAAAUCUGAGGCUUUUCUUCGUUUUAUCAAAAUUAUAAAAUAAGAGAAACAUCAUGUUAUUUUGUACAUUAUCUAAGAAAAAGAAAUAAACUAUAUAUGGGCAUAAA